UGCGCCAGCUGCGCUUUGCAGCUUUUAGCGAGUUGAGAUUUGUGUAUGGUUUCGUUUCUAUUGAUAUGUCUGCCCGGUUGAGUGCUUCGUAAGAAAUAACUCUCUAGUAAAGUCUUAUUUCAUUGCAGUGUUGCCCAUAAAGUGCAGAUGCAGUACAAGUGUGGUCAGUACCAUGUCUGUUUGCUGUACAUGCAAGAUGCCAGAACCAGACACAGUAGUGACAGUUCUGCACUUCAACGACUGCUAUAAUGUGGAAGAACAGCAUGGAGAACCAGUGGGGGGAGCCACCCGCUUCUGCACAGCCCUUAAGAGAUUUUCGAAUGAAAAUCCUCUCAUCCUCUUCAGUGGAGACGUUCUGGCACCCUCCAUAAUGAGCACAUUUACAAAAGGAGAACAAAUGGUGCCUGUCCUUAACUGCUGUGGUGUUGACUGUGCUGUAUAUGGAAAUCAUGAUUUUGAUUUUGGUGUUGAUAACUUGAUGGAUUUUGCAAAACAAACAAAGUUUCCUUGGCUUAUCAGCAAUGUUGUUGACAACGAAACUGGGAAGCUGCUAGCAAAUGGUGAAGAGUAUCAAAUCAUGGAACGAUCGGGAAAAAAGAUAGGCCUCAUAGGCUUAGUUGAAGAAGAAUGGCUUGCGACUUUAGCAACAAUUGAUCCCAGUGAGGUGGACUACAAGGACUUUGUAACUGAAGGACGCAGGCUAGCGCACCUCCUUAAAUAUAAGAAUGGUGUUGACUAUGUCAUUGCCUUAACUCACAUGCGGACACCGAACGACUGCCGUCUCGCUGCGAACGUUGAUGAAAUAGAUUUGAUCUUGGGAGGGCAUGACCAUGUUUAUGAGAUUAAAAAGAUUAACGGUAAAUAUAUUGUGAAAAGUGGCACAGAUUUUCGUCAACUCUCACAUAUAACACUGACAUUUAGUAGUGGUGAAGUAUCUGUGAGCAUCAAGGAAGUGAGUGUAACAUCGCAGUAUGAAGAGGACAAGGAAUUGAAAGAGCUGCUUUCCAAAUACAAAGAUGUUGUGCAAGGGAAGAUGGAAGAAGUGAUUGCACAUUUCUCAGUAGACUUAGAUGGCAGGUUCUGCAGUAUUCGAACUUCAGAAACAAAUUUAGGGAACUUCAUCUGUGAUGUAAUGCUGUCAGCAACGCACUCUGAUUUGGCUAUCUUGAAUUCGGGUACAUUGCGGUCAGACAGAAUUCACCCUAGAGGACCAUUCAAGAUGAGAGAUCUGGUUACUGUUCUACCAAUGAUGGAUUCUCUUAUAGUACUCAGUGCUACAGGAGAGCAGAUUUUAAAAGCCUUAGAAAACGGAGUGUCUCAGUACCCCAAGCUGGAAGGGAGGUUCCCUCAGGUCUCUGGAAUUUCUUUUGCCUUUGAUCCUAAGAAGCCAUCAGGAGAAAGAAUAGAUCCAAGAUUUGUAAAAAUUGGAGAUGAGCCUUUGGAUCCAGACCAGAAAUACAGGCUUGUAACAAAGGGGUACUUGGCGCAAGGAAAAGAUGGAUAUGACGUUCUAAAGAACUGUGAAGUCCUGAUGGGUGAAGAUGAAAGCCCAGAACUAUGCACUGCCAUUCAGAACCAUUUUCAAGCAAUCAAGAUUUUGACAGGAGCUUCUCAUCCUCAAACUCACCAUCGGCAGAGCCUAGUCUGCCUUUCACGGAGACACAGUUUGGUACGCUUGAGUGGAGACAUCACACAGAGGGCACAGCUGAAGCGGGGCAUGAGUCUAGAUGCAGCCGGACGUCGCUCCAUGUUUCGCCAGCGACAGGCUUCUCUGGAAGAUGUUGAACAUGAAGUGGCCAAAAUGGAACCAAAGGUGGAGAAUCGCAUUGUUGUACUCACUGGUGAGGUUGAGAAAACCCUGCUGGAAGAAAGUGAAAGCCAUCCACGUGCUCUCGUUGAAGAGGUCAUUGAGGAGGAGCCAUCAUCAUCAGGAAGUUUUGACAGGAACUGAGAGGAAACCGCGUACUCAACCAUUAUUGAAGUCGCAAUGGGAUACCUUCCCAAAAUUUGGUUUCAAAAUUCUGCCAGUAGUAGGCUUGGAAAGCCUCAUCAGUGCUUAGAAUAUGCCAAUGUUUCCUGCUUGCACUACCUGAAGUGACUUUCACACCUUGAGGAUGUGCAGUGACCUAGGAGAGUUCAUCGCAGAAGAAUGGCUAACAAAACAAAAACAGUUGGCAUCAUGUAGGAUAUAGCUUAUCUUGUGGUUUGAAACAAAUAUUGAACAUUACCCAGUUGCGCUUUCGCUUUUGUUGGCAAAGUAUCUCUCUGCAGCUCAUACAGCAGCGCAUAAAUAGCGAGUGUGUCAAAUAAUUCUAGUGUCGGGUUUCAAAUAAUGCUAGAAAUUUGAUGACUUCCGCAAGCGUAAGCAUGUGUAUAACUUUUUCUUUGUGAAUCUCUAUCCACUAAGUGCAUCCUAGGACUGUAACGUUAUUCAGCCAGAAAUGUCGCUUUGUUAGCACAUAAUUCCAUCUGGGAAGGAAGCAAACAAAAAUCUGAAAGGCUCGCAACAGACAUGCUGUAAACCUAAGAUUGCAUUCCCUCACUGCUUUCUUCAGGAGGAUAUAGAACAGCAUUUGCAUUUUUUUUUUUUUACAUGACACUUAGUUUUAGUUAGGAGACGUAAUAUCGAAAAGUGGGAAGUCCCGUGAUCAAAUGAAGGUAGAUUGAAGCAAAAGCCACAUAGACUGUUCUUCUACUAGACCCAGUAGAACAACAGCCUCUGUUGGAAGUGUCGAUGGCUCUUUACCUGAGGCUUUUGCCUCAAUGUUGGAGAUGUAAUGUUAGUCCAUUUCCAGUGUCCCUUGCCAAACUACCCAGUAAGUUUGGGUUAGAAUUUCUGAGGAGUACAGUUAAGUCUGUCUACAACAGUCACACUUGUGAUGACUGGUAGUGUACAUGAGCCAGCAGUUCCCAUCAGAAAUUGUGCUGAUAUGCGUGCCUAAAAAACGUCACCAUACUUAUAAUUACAGAACCACUGCUUCUCAUGAACAGUAGAUAUUAUUGUGAUACACUCAAGUUGUUUCUGUUUGAGCAGUACAAAUGCAUUAUAAGCUUAACAACCAUGAUUCAUUGAAUACCCAUAUCUCCAAACGGGCAGGAAGACUUACUAAUCUUCUAUGCAUGGCCCUGUGUAUACACCUCUGUAUUCAUGCCUCAUGCGUCUGUUUAAGUGUGUAACCAUAAUGAAGUGGCACAGUAUGCCAGCAUCACUCUGAAUUCUCCUGUAAAAAAAGCAUACAAACUAGCAGUCUCACAGCAGAUGACAGUGGUUGUCAGCCAUUUAAUUGGUUGCAGAAUCUCCUGGGUUCAGAACUCUGAAAGAGGGUUAUGUGGCAGCAAGGAGAAAUGUGCAGAGUAUUAUAUGGUUUGAGGCAUUUUUAUUUCUCCAGAAUCGAAGCACAUAGAGGGGAAACAGUCGAUUUGCCUGCAGGAUAUGUGCCUGCAGGCAUCGGCAGCUUUACAGACCCGAGCCUGGGGGUGACUGACCUAUUUCAUGAAUAAUACAUUGUGACAGUGCUGCAGUACAUACCCAUCAUUCAUGUGCUUGGGUAGGUGUACAAUGUUAAGGGGAAGUGUGUCUGCUAAAUAUGCAAAAAUCCAGAAAAAUUUGUGUGUAAGAACCUAGAGGCAAUACUGAACCACCAGAGAUACCAGAAAAUUUCCAUAAUGCAUAUGUGUAUAACAAAGCAAACGUGUGUGUGUGCGUGUGUGGUUUUGAUGUUUAUACUAUGUUGACAAUUAGAAAGGAAUAAUUGUAUAAGUGCUGCUACGAAUGUUGGAAAGUAGAUAUAUGAUGAACAUGAUGGAAAGUAACUGCUCUGAGGCUGAAACAGACAAACACAACACAAGCCUCAAUGAGCCUAAGAACAUGAACAAUUGAAUUAUGACAGGCGUCGAGAAUGUAAAGAGAGUGAGAGUGUAUCCCAUGAGUCGAUUAAGGCCCCUUGGUAAGUUCUCGGAAUACUGAUGCCAGUGUGGCGUAGCGGUUAGCGCACUCAACCAGCAAUCGAGAGGUACAUGGUUCAGUUCCCGUCGCUGUCUGACUUUUUCGACGACUGCCAUAUUUCAGAUAUAUGGGUCACAUGGGGGCAUUUGUGCUGCUCCCACCUUGAACAAAAUUGGAAGCAUGUCCUUGGAAGUUGAGUAACUUGUGUACUGAUCGCAUCUUAUACAGGGGCCCUAUAAAAAGACUCAUAUAGCUCCCCAGUCCUGUACACUUCUCUCCUGUACACAGCUCUUUCCUGUACAACAUGUUUUCUUCGAUUUUGAUUGUAUUUUCAUCUCCUAUAUGUCAACAUUCAAGCUUCGGCACACUAUUUUAUGUAUAACUUUCAAAUGCAAAACUUUGCUUAUACAUUGCGUACACGUAUGGUUAGGGCUCGUCAAGACUAAUCGUUUGAUACAUCAUUCGUUUUGCUGCGGCAUAGUGUAUGUGUGGUAUGCACAAUCAUUGCUGGGUGACUGAUGACAUUCAUGCCCUCGACUCCCCAGCACCAUUGCUGUGCAUUAUCACAUGAAACUUAUGCAUGAUGUAAAACCCCCGAGACUAGGGAACACGAAGGGACAGACACAAACACGAAGUCUCAAAAUGAGACUCAGUCUCAAAAUUGAGACUUCGUGUUUGUGUCUGUCCCUUCGUGUUCCCUAGUCUGGGGGUUUUACAUCAUGCAUCAUCUUCACCAGCUCGCUUGCUUCCUAGCCAUUUUUCAUUGCCAUGAAACUUAUGUUAUCAACACAACGCUACCUCACUCAUUGAGAGUGCUUGAAUGGUUGAGAAAUUAUGAACAUUGCUUCCAAUUAGUGACACUGCAUCACUGGUCAUCACGCCCCAUAUGUACUGCAAAGUAAGACAUAGUUCUACAUCACCCACCCUACCAGUUGUAGAUUGGGAUUGGGACAAGGGCAAAACGUGAAUUUCUUACCCUGGUGGUAAAGGCGGCUGUACUUGCACAACAAGCUCACCUACUCCGAGCCACUGAUAAACUGGGGUCUGAGCAUAAACCACAUCAUAGGUUACUGCAAUCAAUGGUUCGAGAACCACUGCUGCACAGGAUGGAAUUGAAUUGGCAAAUAACACUAGAAUAUCAAAUGACCCAAUGAACUUGUUUAAAUACAAAUAUUAUUUGAAGCAUGAACACAACACAUCUGUCUUAUACUUCAUUUAUUCACAAUUGAUGUAGCUCUAAUAUAUGGCCAUGUGUCUUGAAUGUAAAGCAACACUUCUAUGCAAUCAAGACGCACAAAUAAAUAUUACAAUUAUGCAAAUUUCUGCAUAAUGCUUGCACGCUAGUGUGCACAAAGCUAUAGAAUAUGACUCAUCUCGAGUGCACAAUAAAUAAAUGAGCAAGGUGGCUUGCUCUAUCAUAAGUCUG
Messenger RNA from Ornithodoros turicata, 5372 nucleotides. RefSeq names its product snake venom 5'-nucleotidase-like. Gene Ontology annotation, biological process: nucleotide catabolic process. Lineage: Eukaryota; Metazoa; Arthropoda; Arachnida; Ixodida; Argasidae. Bases 173 to 1951 code for a protein of 592 amino acids. Gene Ontology annotation, molecular function: hydrolase activity. The transcript has 14 exons. The record is from RefSeq and is a predicted model, not a curated record.